AAAGUCGGAAGUUUGAGUGUGUACGUUACAGCUGUUGGGUGUCAAUGUUGUAACCUCACGUGAAAAAACGAAAUACCCAAUAGCCUAAUAGUUUUAAUUCCUUCAGUUAUCCAGUAGUUCAAGUGGAACCAUGCUUGAUCGUCUCCACUCUUAUGGUAGAAACAAACUUUACUUCUUAAGACUUCGUCGAUUCUGCCAGUUUAUUUUAAAUCUCGGCAGGGAUGGAUUUUAUGACGGCUGGCUGGGAAAGGAAUCUUACUGCACUCUGAACACAGCUGAGGAUUUUAGACUGCUAUAUUCCGAGAAAGCUCGCGUUAUUUGUGCUAUGUGGUACUUUUUGUCGAGGCACAAGUUUAAAGAGGCUGCUAGAUUACUAGCUCACUCAAUCCAUGCAUAUCCAAUGUCAUCGACCUGGAUAUGGCGGGUGGCAUUCCAUAUAUUCCAGUGUUUGAAAGAUGAUGUUGGGUUGAGAUCAUUUAGUAGGGUUUUGGAUGGGUUUCUUCUGAGUGAUGAAAAUAAUCGUAUAUUAGAGUUUAUAUUAUAUGAGAUCAGCAAAGGAAACUUGAAUGCUGUACAGUUUUGUCGCACAAAUAUACAGCCUGUUCAACGAAAUAAAUAUGCAAGUCUUCAUACAGUUUUGACUAGAGAGCCAGAAUUUGCACAUGUUCAGCGAUUACAAAGACUCUAUGAAGGUUACAGCUUUUAUGGAAUGUGGCUUAAACAAAUUAAUACAUUAGUAUCAGCUAGUGAUCCCGAUGAUAUUCAUAUGACAGCCGAUAAUUUAGCUGAGAAAGCUUACCAUCGAUUACAGGAAGUUGAAGCUCUCGUUUCUGAGGGUCAUUUGUGCGACACCUUUGUCAGAGCAUUUGUUGAAAUACUGCAAUAUUUUAAUGAAUGUACACGUGCACAUGCCUUACUACUUAGUUAUGCUCAAAAAGUACCUGAAAACCCAAACACCUUAAGAUAUCUAUGCGAAUGGCAUAAACGUCAACCUGUACCAAUUACUCAUUCAUCAGCAGUUUUGUCUCCAUCUCAUCCAAUAACCAAAAACUGUCAUGAUUCCUCAGCAUGUAGUUUAGAUCUAAGUGAUGGUAAUACAACUGUUGAUGAAACUACACAAUCGCAUACCUCCCAUCAGAAGAAAUCGCCCAAAAGUUUGAAGAAUUCAAAAAUCUAUUUAGAAUAUCGUAUAUCAUUUAGCAGGCGUACAUUACCUGAACCAGCUCCGAACCUGCCUGAUAAUUAUGAAUCUAUGUCGAAAAAAGAAGUAAAAAGUUUAUUAAGGAGAAGUCAUAGCCAUUUACCAACUAUAAUUUCUUGUUUAAAACGUGAAUCUCCUGUGAAAUUCCAUAAGAUGUUAAGAUAGUUCUCGGAAUACUUCGAAACGAUAUAUGUAGUUGACGGCGUAUUGGUUUUUUGCUUCCUCUAGAUCACCCUGAACUUUAGGAAAAAUCAGCUCCGUCUACAAACCUGACAGAUGCUUGGAAACUCAUUACAUCUGGUUCUGAACAUGAUUUGGAGCGAAGGCAGCUUAGACGUAAGUUUAUAAAAAGCCUACCUAAUGAUCGUGAGUAGUGGUGAGUAGCAAAAGCGGAAGAGAUGAAAAAGACAGCAGUGGGUAACAGUAGACUUAUCCAGACUUAUCAAAGAAACGUGUAUUAAAGAUCCGGCAGGACUAUUAUCCACUCUCGAUCCAGGAUAUUGAACCGAUUGACAAAACACUAGGGGAAUGGCCUUUAGCGGUAAUUCAGUUACCUGCUAUCUCCAAGUAACCUGAAGGCAAACUGAUGUAAGUCCUUGAAAUCUUAAUGAGGUUGAUAAGGUUAUUGGUAAUCUAAGUGAUGGAUAGCACCAGGGCCUAAUUGACUAACACCCGAGAUUUUUAAGGUUGGUGGUCCAGUUUUAGCAGUUCCACUAAUUGAAAUCUUAGUUAAAAUCUGGUAACUGGAUGUAAUCCCAUCUAACUGGUUUCGAUCACCGAUCGUCCCAGUUUAUAAGAAAGGACAAAAAUUCUCUUGUAACAAUCUCAGAGGAACCAGUUUAAUAUAGUAUCUAAAAUAUUAGUGUCGUUUGUGGUGUAGGUGAGAUAUGCGUCUUCUGACCAAACAGAGAGUUUACUUCGCAGUGGUUCUCCCCUUUCUACUUCAUGGAUGUAAAACAUGGCUAUUAAUAGUAGAGGAUAUUCGUACGUUAUUGGCAUUCUGUUAUAGGUUUCGACGAGGCACUGCUCGUGUAUUUUGGGAGUAUAGUAAACAAUGCUUGGGUUAGUAAUAAAGUAUAAGGCAAAGAAGGUAGGUCGAUUGAUAAGGUAGUAAAUCUACAUCAACCGAGAUGGUUGGGAGAUGUGUUACGUAUCUUCAACCCCCGCCUACCUCGGUGUGGGUUGUUUUCUGGUUUAGUAGUAGGCUGACCGGACUAGUCAAAAAAUGGCAUCAGACCAUGUAGACACUGGAAAUUGGACUUACUCAAGUUAUUAGGUGUAGACCACCUGGUUGAGGUGCGCGUGAUUAUCGUAGCCAAUGGUUAGAGGUUUUUAAUGACAUAAAUCAAAAUCGUUUGCAGUGGCCCAUGUGCAUCCAUUCUUUGUCUUCCCCCAAAUUCUGAGAUUCUAAAUUCCUCAUAACUGUUUAUUUCGUUAAUUUCUAUUUUAUUUCCGAGUUAUAUCGUCGAUCUUCUUUCUUAUUACCACUAAUACUGUUACCACCUUUACGAUUCCGGGAUUUGGUGUGACAACCUUUGAACUGUAAUCUAGCCAUUUAAUUAGCGUAUUUUAUACAGCAAAUGUGCCUCAAAGUCUAAUUUAUGAACCUCUCUUUAAUGUGUUUGCGUCCAGAGCUUUUCGAUAAUUUUUGACAAAGUAACGUUUCUUGAUGAUAAUAAUCUCUUUAAUACUGUGUAUUUAUUUGUAUGUAGCAGAUAAUAGUCGAUCCAAAAUUAUCGACUCAUUGCUGUCUUAUAUUCACUUAGCUCGUGAAUAUUCCAAAAUAUGCAUAAAAAGGUUUUUCAACAGUCGUAAUCUUCCACUCAUCUUCCAUUACAAACAUUUUUGACCAGCUUUGUUUUUCCAUAACCUUUUUAUACCUGUAUGAUAUAUUUGAUUUCUAAGUUGUAUUUCAGUCACUUAUUUCUUCUCCAAAUAUCAGACGAGGUGAAAAAUACACCGACCUAUGCGGUAGUUCUCGGAUUUUACACUAUUUAGCUUCAUAAAAGGUCGUGAGCUUUUUUAAGAGCAUGUGAGCAUAUUAAAUAGUUAAACACGUAGUCAGUUAUAGCAAAUUUAUAACAAAACGGUAUUUGCGUUGUUAGAAAAUAACAUGGUUCUGAAAUUUGAUCUGCAAAAUACAAACACUGCGCGCUGUUUCUUUUCAAUUAUAUCAAUAUUCAGCAAGUACAUAUUUGCCAAGUUUCUGGAUCCGUGAGUGGUUUUUGUACAAUCAAUGUAGCAAGCUAACUAUUUUUACAACUAUGGAUUAAGUGCUAGGUAUACCUGUAGAUGUUCUCGAUUUCUCUUUCUGCAUGUUACAUUUUACGAUCCACAUUAGAAACAUCUAACACCUGAUCAUUUUCAUAGAUUAGCAGCUUCUACUGUUUUCCCAGGGCCUGGGUUCGAGGAGUACUAAGGACAAGUGUGAGGUUUUAGGCAAAUUAAGUUGACCUAUAGAAUUAAUGAUCACUUUUGGUCGUAGGUAGUUUUUUUAUUACAUUCUUUAUCUGUCCAACAACCAUUAAUCAUAAAUGACUACUAUAAAUGGGACGAUUUAAAAAAAAAUUCACUGCAGUUUUAUUUUAAUUUGAUGUUAUAUCGUUCUCUUUUUAUCUUCUACAAUUCCAGGAGAUUAAAUAAAACUGUCUCCUACUUUACCGAUGUCCAAUUAGUCUUCGUUACACCAGUGAAAUGUUCUUUAAUCUCAGUGCUUCAUCAUUAUCAGUCGAAAAAUUAUGUAUAAUUUUAUACUUCAUUUUAUAAAGUUCAUUGUUUAUUUAAUAUAGACUGAAAAAACGUUUCUAAAUUCACUGUUUAUCAAUUAUUUGAUUAAAGACCUUGACUACUGUAGUUUUAUUUUAAUGACAGGUUUUGAUUGUAGAUUAGUAAAAUGCUCAAACUGUUUGUUUUGUUUUUUAAAUUGUUUUGAAGAUCUUCAUUACGAAUAUAAAUUAGAAACGGAAUACUUUUGAUGUCAUGUUUUAGCAUUCUUUAGUCCAUCAAUGUUAUGACUGCUAAAUAUAAUCUUUCCUCAUACCCUGUUAAUUUUACCAGUUGUAUGUGAAGAUUAGAUGUCAAGGUUUUAUCUUACUUUUUGCUGUUAUACUACCUACCAAUUACUUAACAUAAUGUUGUUUAUAAUGAAUUUCGUAGGAAGAUUUUCUGAUGCAUUGGAUCUAUCAUUUUUACUGCUUGAUCACCCAUCUUGGGCUGUAUACCACGAACCUUGGCGCCUCUUACGGAAAAGUAUAUUAUGCAUCGGCAAAACAAAUUCCCAAGUUUCACGUGCAUGGAAUAUGCGAAAACGGUAUUGGAAUAAAUUGCAACUUUCUUUACCUAAUUUACCUGUUAUUGCCAAGUCUAUGAAGUUAUUGUUGAAUAAACUCGAUUUGACCGAAUCGAAUCAAUGCGAUGAUGAGGAAUCAAAACUGAAUGAUCGUUUAAAUGUCGAAUUAACAAUUGUUACUAAUAUGAAACCAGUUAUUUUUCCAGAGUUUUCCAAUACAGACUUAUCUUAAUUUAUAUAUAUGCGUGUAUAUAUACUAUAUGAGAGCCAUUUGAAAUAUAAAUGCGCAUUGACU
Schistosoma intercalatum is the source of this 4785-nucleotide messenger RNA. The record is from the annotation of a GenBank genome assembly. Lineage: Eukaryota; Metazoa; Platyhelminthes; Trematoda; Strigeidida; Schistosomatidae.